GGUGCAGCCUGUGCUGCAUGGAAGGUAGUGGUAGUGCCCGUAAUGUUAUUCUCCAAAAAAUAAUAAAGUAAAAAAAUAAAAUUUUUCCGUACAUAUAUUACAUGUACAUUUAAUUUUAUAGCAGAUAUGGCUGCUAUAAAUCGAGUUGCAUUGAAAACAAUAUAUUUAUCACCCACCGCGGUAUGCUCAGCUGGACCAGUUCGGGUUCAACACCAGCCGUCAUGUCAAUAUUCGGAUGCUUCUGAGCUAAGGAUUAUUAAAAAUCCAACCACUGUUUCACUUAAACGUGGUACAGGUGGACGUAGCUCCUUCAAUGGAAUCGUGUGUACUGUUUUUGGGAGCACAGGGUUCCUGGGAAGAUAUGUUUGCAAUCGGUUGGGAAAAAUCGGUACCCAGAUGAUCCUGCCAUACCGUGGGGAUUGCUACGAUGUGUUGCCUCUAAAAUUAACCGGUGAUCUUGGCCAAGUAUUAUUCCACCCUUUUCACUUACGCGAUGAAGACUCAAUAAGAAAAUGCAUGAAAUACUCCAAUGUCGUAGUUAAUUUGAUCGGUCGAGAUUGGGAGACUAAAAACUUUACUUACGAUGACGUUCAUGUCGAAGGAGCGCAAAGAAUAGCCAGAAUAGCUCGUGAAUGCGGUGUCGAGCGAUUAAUUCAUGUUUCUGCUUUAGGCUGCUGUGAAAAUCCAACGCCAAUACUGCUAGAAGAAGGAUCAAGUAUCUUGAAAACCAAGUGGAAAGGCGAGCAAGCAGUGAGACAGGAAUUUCCAUCGGCAACUAUCGUAAGACCUGGUACUGUUUACGGACAGGAGGAUCGAUUUUUCAAUGUUUUGGCCAGUAAAUGGAGAAAAUUUUUCCGAGGAACUCCAAUUGUCGGAAAAGGUGAGACGAUAAUAAAACAACCACUGUGGGCUGGUGAUUUCGGAGGCGGUAUAGCUGCCAUAGUUAAAGAUCCAUCAACUGCUGGCAAAAUUUAUCAAUUUGUUGGACCAGAGCGCUUUAAAUUGGGCGACAUUGUUGACUGGAUGCAAGCUUACAUUCGUAUUGAUCCAGUUGAAUACGGACACCAGAGAUUUGAUUUACAAAAAUCUCAUUUGUUUAAAUUGAAAGUUUCUCUGGCUGAGAUCUCUGUCAAUCAUCCUCUGGGUUACUUGCACUGGGAAGGUUUAGAAAAGGAAAGUCAUUCAGAUGUUGUCGAAGCUCAUCUUCCAACACUAGCGGACCUAGGAGUCCAGCCGAUGAAAAUGUCAUCGCGUAUGCACUGGGAGAUGAAAUUGUUCAGUGCAUACGAGUAUUACAUGCAGCAAGUUAACGAGUUCGAUAAACCAAAGCCUCCGACGCCCGUUGAGAUGGUUGUUUAGAAUUAUUUAUAGAAGAAAAAAAUUAUUUAAAUAAAAAAAAAUCCAAACAAUAUCGGAUAUAAAUAAUUUGUAUCUAGUUGUAAAAAUAAAGUUACAUAAAAUCAUAUAUAUCUAGUUGCGACAAAGCCGAUAAAGUAGUUUGCAAUUAUAUUUUAAUUCUUUUUGAAGGAAUAUUACAAACUUGUAAAUAGAAA
Cotesia glomerata is the source of this 1553-nucleotide messenger RNA. RefSeq names its product NADH dehydrogenase [ubiquinone] 1 alpha subcomplex subunit 9, mitochondrial (gene ND-39). The transcript is spliced from 7 exons. Gene Ontology annotation, molecular function: protein-containing complex binding. Lineage: Eukaryota; Metazoa; Arthropoda; Insecta; Hymenoptera; Braconidae. Gene Ontology annotation, cellular component: mitochondrion. The coding region runs from base 127 to 1359 and encodes 410 amino acids. The record is from RefSeq and is a predicted model, not a curated record.